Pogona vitticeps (central bearded dragon) is the source of this 2797-nucleotide messenger RNA. The record is from RefSeq and is a predicted model, not a curated record. Lineage: Eukaryota; Metazoa; Chordata; Lepidosauria; Squamata; Agamidae.
AUGUCACCCUUUAUCCCUGUUUACACCUCUGCAGAGACGCAGAAGAUGGGGUCCCAGGGCUCACCUGUCUCUGUCCAUGUCUCCCCUUCAUCUGGUGUGGUUGACAUUGAUGACCCUGACUCCUGCAACCGUCACCCUCUUGUUCCCGCUGUCACAACCUCCUCCAGCUGCCCUUCUUCCACCUGUGGCAUUGCAUCCUUGCUGGCUAGGGGCUCAGGAGACUUGGGAAAAGCAAAUGACACAGACCUCUUGGAACAUGACCAAUUAAGAAUGCAGGUGGUGUUAUUGCUAUUUGCAAAAGAAGACAAACAGAGUGAUGGAUUUUGGUGGGCUUGUGAGAGAGCUGGAUAUCGGUGUAACAUUGCUCGGACACCAGAGUCAGCACUUGAAUGCUUUCUUGACAAACACCAUGAAAUAAUUGUCAUAGAUCACAGAAAUUCCAGAUAUCUUGAUGCAGCAGCCAUCUGUAGGUCAAUCCGUGCUACAAAACCUGCUGAAUAUACUGUAAUAUUAGCUGUUGUUCCACAGAAGUCUCUUGGUGAAGAAGAAGCUUCCGUUCUCCCCCUUCUCCAUGCAGGUUUCAACAGAAGAUACUUUGAGAACAGCAGUAUCAUUGCUUGUUAUAAUGAGCUGAUUCAAAUAGAAUAUGGUGAGGUACGAUCACAGUUCAAACUGCGAGCUUGCAAUUCAGUGUUCACAGCACUAGAACAUUGUCAUGAAGCUGUUGAAAUUACUAGUGAACAUCAUGUCAUUCAGUAUGUCAACCCAGCCUUUGCGCAGAUGAUGGGCUAUCAAAGAGGAGAGCUUAUAGGAAAGGAGCUUACUGAACUUCCUAAAAGUGAUAAAAACCGUGUGGAUCUACUGGACACAAUCAACACAUGCAUAAAAAGAGGAAAGGAAUGGCAAGGAGUUUAUUAUGCACGGAAAAAAUCAGGGGACAGUAUUCAGCAGCAUGUGAAAAUAACACCUGUCACUGGCCAAGGAGGGAAAAUCCGACAUUUUGUGUCUAUCAAGAAACUCUGCUGCAGUAAUGAUAGCAACAAACAGAAUUACAAGACCCAUCAUGAUGAAAAGUGUAUGGGAAACCAGCUUCAGUCAGAAUCUCAUACCUUCAGAUGCAAGAACAGGAAGAAAGAAUCCACUGAUGCCAAAUCACUAGCCUCUCGAAGCAGCGAUGCCCCAAGUUUGCAGAAUCGUCGGUAUUCAUCAAUGGCAAGAAUCCACUCCAUGACAAUAGAGGCUCCAAUCACAAAGGUCAUUAACAUAAUCAAUUCUGCUCAAGAGAACAGUCCUGUAACUGUAGCAGAGGCUUUGGAUAGGGUUUUGGAAAUCCUGCGAACAACAGAACUUUACUCACCUCAGCUAGGAACCAAAGAUGAAGAUCCUCAUACUAGUGAUCUCGUUGGAGGGCUGAUGACUGAUGGCUUGAGAAGGGUGUCAGGAAAUGAAUACAUAGUUUCUAAAAGUACAAGCCAGAGCCAUGGUCACCUUUCAGUGCCCAAUACCAUCAGUGACAUUCCACCCUGUAUUGCACACUUGCUGGAGAAUGAAGAGAACUGGGAUUUCAACAUUUUUGAACUGGAAGCUGUUACAAAUAAAAGGCCUUUGGUUUAUCUGGGUUUGAAAAUUUUUGCCCGUUUUGGUGUCUGUGAAUUUCUAAACUGCUCAGAAGCCACCAUUCGUGCCUGGCUCCAGGUGAUAGAAGCCAACUAUCAUUCUUCUAAUUCCUACCAUAAUUCGACUCAUGCAGCUGAUGUGUUGCACGCGACGGCAUUCUUUCUGGGGAAAGAGAGAGUGAAGGGAAGCCUUGAUCAUUUAGAUGAAGUGGCUGCUUUACUAGCUGCAACAGUUCAUGAUGUAGAUCACCCGGGACGAACCAACUCUUUCCUUUGCAAUGCAGGCAGUGAGCUGGCUGUGCUCUACAAUGACACGGCUGUCCUGGAAAGCCAUCACACAGCACUGGCAUUCCAGCUCACUGUGAAAGACAACAAGUGCAACAUCUUUAAGAAUCUCAACAGAAAUCAUUAUCGAACACUUCGUCAGGCAAUUAUUGACAUGGUUUUGGCAACAGAAAUGACGAAGCACUUUGAACAUGUAAACAAAUUUGUGAACAGCAUCACUAAGCCUAUGGCUUCUGAGGAAACCAAUGCUAACAUUGAGGGUAGCAGCUGUGAAUGUACAUCCAAUCUGAAGAACUAUCCAGACAACCAGACACUGAUCAAGCGCAUGAUGAUUAAAUGUGCAGAUGUUGCAAAUCCAUGUCGCCCUCUGGAACUAUGCAUUGAGUGGGCUGGGAGAAUUUCAGAAGAGUAUUUUGCACAGACUGAUGAAGAAAAGAGACAGGGUUUACCAGUUGUCAUGCCAGUAUUUGACAGAAAUACCUGUAGUAUCCCAAAGUCUCAAAUAUCCUUCAUCGAUUACUUCAUAAUGGACAUGUUUGAUGCCUGGGAUGCAUUUGCUCAUCUACCUAUUCUGAUGGAACACUUAGCAAAGAACUACAAACACUGGAAAACAUUAGACGAGUCAAAGUGCAGAAGCCUCCGCCUUCCUUCAGAGAACAAUAACAGAAGCUAAGAGGAGGAAGCAGAACAUCAGUAGCCUACCACUCACACUGUGAACCACAAGCUGGUACAGACCUAAAGGGGCAGACUUUCCUUCACAAUGAAGAAAUCAACUAGGCAGCAAGAAGAGAAUAAUUAUUUCUUGACUUUAAAUAGUUCUAAAGUCUGCAAAACUUGUUUUUUAUAUAUAUAUACAAGGUGAUAACCUAGAGACCAAUAAAUACUUUAUAAAGUUA